AUGGCCAAGAAAAAAGGGAAAAAUGAAACUCCAGCGUUGGAGAAGGCUGCAAAUAAAAGUAACUCCGGGCCUACUGGUGGGAAGAGAGGCAAGAGGGUGUUAACUGAGGAGCAGAAGGCUCAACAACAGAGUAAUAGAGCCAAGGUAACCUCGACAUCUAGUUGGACCGGUAAGCUUCCGCAUACAUUGCUUCAUGAGUUCUGUCAAAAGAGAAAAUGGGGUAAAGUGGAAUAUGACAUGAAGAAAAUUGGCUCAAAGGGCUUCAUUGGUAUAGCCAUUAUAUCAUCUGUUGAUCCGAAGACUCGCGAAACGUUAUUAGUAAGACUUAAUGACCCUACUUAUGAUAAAGCUGUGGGCCAGGGUGCUCUAGAACCCCAGGAAACUACCAUGGAGGCUCGCCAUUACGCUGCCACUGUGGCACUUUACAGGCUAGCUUAUAACACUAACACACAUAUGAUGCUGCCACCUAAUCAUAAAUCCAUAUGGUAUAAGUUGGACGAUUUUAGAAAAUCACUGAAAAAGGACGAUAGAGCUCAAAGAUAUUUUUGUGAUGAUCCUUUUAAACAGUUAAUUGAAGAAAGGAAAGAGAAAGCCAUUAAAGAUAAACAAAACGAAUCUAGAAUGCAACAGGCUGCCAAAAAUGAGAGCACACCUGUAAUUAUAAACUCUGUCAACAACAAUAUGAAAGACAAUGACGGCUCUUUGACCAAAAAAGUUAACAAGCCGGUGAGGAAAUCCACAAAAGAAGUGACCUUUUCAAGAAACGUUUGGGAGUCGGCAAAUUUUAUUGAUUUAAAUGAAUCUUCUAGGCAACAGAUUGAAAACUGUAUAAAGAGAAAUGCUGAUUGGGAAUCUGAAAUGCUAAAGUCAAGUAAUAACACACCGGAGCGUCAAGAAUUAAAAUCCAAACUGAUUAAUCUUGGAUUUCGAGAAGCACAUGUGAACGAAGCCAUGUUGUAUAAGGACCCAUUAUCAUUUUUACUUUUUAAUCUUCCUGAAGAUGACUUUCCGAGAUACUUCCAAAAGCGCAAAGAGGACUCUAAAAACAUCAUUGAAAUAUCUACACUACCUUUGCAGAAGCAAAUAACUCUGGAAAGAUUGCAAGAGUUUCCAGUUUCAAAAGACGAAGCGUUAUUCGCUUUGGAUCUAUACAAUGGAAGCGAAGCAUUGGCUGCCGGAUACUUAACACAAAGCAUGAUACCUGAUUUACCAAUUUUAGGAACCGAAGAAAUUGACAACCCGGAAAGUAAAGAAAUGUGGAUACAGGAACUUGAAAGUUUAAAGUGUAUUUUUGAAGAUAAAAUAGAAGUUAUUGACGAGCCGAACUGCUAUGUAAUAUCUCUGAUGGAAAAAUACUCACUAAAAUUGAAAGUGUAUAGGACUCCAAACUACCCACAACAUAUUCCCGGUAUUGUAGUUUCAACCUUUUCAAAAAAAAUCAAACUGCCUAACUAUAUUAAAAAACAAGUGAUGAUCAAGCUUUUACAUCACGUCAAAGAAUCUGGUAUUAUUGGUGGUGAAAUGAUCUAUGAAAUAUAUCAAUGGCUAUUAGACAAUAUAAAAUCGAUCAUAGAUAAUCCUGGAAAGUUACUAAAUAUAGAUGAUAUGAAAAGCUCCAGCAAUUUCGAAAUCAUAGAGGCUCGCAAGAGUAAAAUGAAAUUGAAUAAAAAAAACCAAGAGGCAUCAUUGACCAAAGACGAACUAUCGGCGUUAUUGGAUGAAUACAAGAAAAGGAUCUUAACCAAUAACUAUAAACUGAUGCAAGAUCAAAGAAUGCAAUUACCUGCUUGGAAAAAGAAAGAUCAUAUUGUUGAUUUGAUAAUGAAAAACCAAAUUGUACUAAUAACUGGUGAAACGGGUUCUGGUAAGUCGACACAGGUAUGUCAGUUUGUAUUGGAUGCGCUGUUUACAUCUAAUAACUCUAAUGAACUUCAAAAAAAAAUUCUAGUAACACAGCCAAGAAGAAUAUCUGCCAUUGGUCUAGCGGAGCGUGUGGCUGCAGAGAGGUGUGUUCCAUGUGGAGAGGAAGUUGGCUACACUAUUAGAGGUGUUAACAAGAGCUCCAAAUUCUCAAAAAUUCGUUUUAUGACUACUGGUGUUCUGGUAAGGAUACUUCAAAGUUCUAUGAAAAGUCUUGAAAACUGUAUUAUCAUCAUAGAUGAAGUCCAUGAGAGAUCCAUCGAUACAGACUUGUUGGUGGCUUUACUUAAGCAAAUAAUGGAAAAAGUUAAAACACUAAAGAUUGUGCUAAUGAGUGCCACAGUAAAUGUAAAUCUAUUCCAUAAUUACUUUCCUGGUCUUGUAUCAUCUCAUAUUGAAGGUCGUACAUUUCCAAUCAAAGACUACUUUUUGGAGGAUAUACUGGAUCAACUUGAUUUUAAAAUUAAAAGAAACAAAUACCAUGAAUAUGAUGACGAUGACGAUGACGAUUCUAUAUCAUCUCAUGAUAACCAGUUUUUACGACCUACUGCGGACUCCAAAUUUUUUAGAACUGGACAAAUCAACUAUGAUCUAUUAUGCCAACUAGUGCUACACGUUAACGAUAAAUUAACUUCUGAGAACAACUCUGGCUCCAUAAUCGUAUUUCUUCCUGGUGUAGCUGAAAUAAACAGACUCUGCAGAAUGCUUGAGAAUAAUAAUUUGGUUGUAUUGCCUUUACACUCUGCAUUAUCAGCUGAAGAUCAGAAACAAGUUUUCAAGAAGUUCUCCAAGAGGAAAGUAGUGGUUUCCACAAAUAUUGCUGAGACAUCUAUAACAAUUGAUGACUGUGUUGCUACCAUAGAUACUGGUAAAGCUAAAAUUAUGAUGUAUAAUGCUAAGGAUAAUAGCACACGUCUUAUCGAACGCUUCAUUUCUCGGGCAGAAUCAAAACAAAGAAGAGGCCGUGCAGGUAGAGUUCGUGAAGGUCUUUCAUAUAAAUUGUACUCCAAACGGCUUUACGAAGAGGAUAUGGUCGAAAUGCCAACAUCAGAAAUAAAUAGAGUUGCAUUAGAUUCUCUUUACCUUUCAGUAAAAGCGAUGGGAAUCAGGAAUGUGAAAUCUUUCUUAGCUAAGGGUUUGGAACCUCCUCCAUUAAACGCAUUGGAAAUGGCCGAAAUUCAGCUUUCUAUGAUAGGUCUUCUUGACAGGAAAAAUGAAGAACUAACUCAACUUGGAAAAUAUGUAAGUAUGAUGCCAUUAGUAGAUCCAAAGUAUGGUAAGCUUUUAUUAUUUGGUAUUAUUUUUGGCUGUGUGUCAAAAUGUGUUCUGAUUGCAUCAAUAUUAAGCUUAUCAAAUUCACCAUUCAUAGGUGGUACUGAAAACAGAGAUAAUAUUAAGCAGAUGUUAAAGGAACAUGGUGACGAUGGAGAUAUUCUUGCCAUCGUGGACAUAGUAGAAAAAUGCUUAUCCAAAACCAAUAGUAGUGAUCGUGGUAAGUAUAUGAAGCAACAUUACCUCUCCUUUAAUAAACUAAGAGAGAUCGAAUCAAGCAUAUCCCAGUACUAUUCAAUACUGAGUGAUUUAGGAUUUUUACCCAUUAAGUACCGUCAAUCAGAAGGUUCAGAACUGGAAAGAAAUGGGAAGAGUAAAUCUAUUCUUAAGGCCAUAUUAGCGGGAACUCUAUAUCCAAACAUUGCCCGUGUUCAAUUACCGGAUAUGAAAUAUUUAUCAACUAGCAUGGGUUCAAUUGAAAAGGACCUUGAAGCAAAGCAAAUUAAAUACUGGAUUAGAAAUGAAGAGUUGCAAACCGAACUUCAAAAAUUGAAGGAUGAAGGGAAAGAAAUUAAUUGGAGGAACAAUGACUUACCACCUUCUACCAAGAGAGCCUUUUUACAUCCAUCAUCUGUACUAUUUCAAGGAAAUGAAAUGAGUGUUGUUGAGUUGCAAGCGUUACAGGAUGACCUUCAUAGAAUCUCGAAGAAAACAUCCCCCACAUCACUAACUAGCCCAUUUGUCGCCUACGUUUCAACGCAGUUAACAUCUAAACAAUUCAUAAAUGGAUUAACUCCUGUGUCAACUUUAGUUUUACUUUUGUUUGGUGGUGUUCUAAGAUAUGAUAUUGAUAGUGAAUCACUUUCUCCUGGUAUCAUCAUGGAUGAUUGGAUACCAAUAAGAACAUGGUGUAAGAACGGCAUCCUCCUCAAUGAACUCCGGUUAACAUUAGACAAAGCUAUACAAACGGUUUUAGAAAAGCCUCAGUACGUUAGUGGCACCCAAAAUACUAGCAAGAAUUUAGAGCAUGUUUUUCAACUGGUACAUAAUCUGAUAGAAAUUGAAUCUUGA
Messenger RNA from Nakaseomyces glabratus, 4263 nucleotides. RefSeq names its product RNA helicase. Gene Ontology annotation, molecular function: RNA binding; ATP binding; protein binding. Gene Ontology annotation, cellular component: intracellular anatomical structure. The record is from RefSeq and is a predicted model, not a curated record. Lineage: Eukaryota; Fungi; Ascomycota; Saccharomycetes; Saccharomycetales; Saccharomycetaceae.